Messenger RNA from Caenorhabditis angaria, 5019 nucleotides. Lineage: Eukaryota; Metazoa; Nematoda; Chromadorea; Rhabditida; Rhabditidae. The record is from the annotation of a GenBank genome assembly.
AUGGAGGGAAGUAUUUGUAGAUAUUUUGCAAAUGGUGCAUGCAGCAAGGGCGAUAGUUGCAGGUGAGCAUUUUGAGAAAUGUUAUGAAAUUCAACUUUUAGGGACAUUUUACAACUUGGAACUAAUUAGCUUCAUAUAUGGAAUAUACGAGUAUUUUCUGUGUUUUUAGUGAAGUCUAUAAGUGAUUAGGGUUCAAAGAACGACCAAAAUUUGAUAAAAUUUCGAAAUAUUGAAACAACUCCAUUUUUAAUGAAAAAUGAAGUCAAAUGAGAAUAUGAGGUGGAAAAAAUUUAAAUAUUUGAAAAAUCUACUCAUAGUGUGAAAAGUUUGAAUUUUCCACGUUAUAACUCAAAUGCAGAGUUGAGAUAAUUCGAACAAAUCUCAAGGUCCAAUAUUUUUCAGAUACUCGCACGACAGGAGUAAACAAUCAAAAGAUGUUUGUCAAUUUUACCAAGUCGGAAAAUGCUCCUUUGGAAAUACUUGCAAAUUUCAUCACAUUCGAGACAAAGGUCCCUCCACAUCUUCGUCAACUUCAAGUACAAAAAUGGUAAAACCUAUGCAACUCGUCACCACAGAAAAGCCAAAACCAAAACCCGGUCUGAAUACAAGUGCCCCCGAAUUUGUGCCAAGUUGGAAGAAGAAAAAUGUGAUAAACUACGCGAGUGCGGUGAAUCCUGUAGACGAUGAUGAAUUAGAAGCUCGCCGUCUUGCCAGUCUUUCACUUUGCCCAUAUUUUGAAACGACGGGCGAAUGCACAAUUAGCCAAACUUGCCCAUUUGUACACGGUGAUUUGUGUGAUCUUUGUAACACUUGGUGUCUACAUAUUUAUAGCGAAGAGAAGAUCAAACUACAUAGAGAUGAAUGUUUGAUGAAUCAUGAAAGAGCUAUGGAGCAAGCUUUUAUUGAACAACGAUCCCGAGAGAAAACUUGUGGUAUUUGUAUGGAAAAUGUUUUUGAAAAAGAUCUGAGAUUCGGAAUUUUGAAUGGAUGUAAACAUUGUUUUUGCCUAGAUUGUAUUCGACAAUGGAGAACUAAACAUACAACAACUGAUUUGGAUUCGAAAGUUGUGAGAAGUUGUCCAGAAUGUAGGCAACAUAGUGAUUAUGUUGUGCCGAGUGUUUUUUGGGUGGAAGAAGAUGUAGAAAAAGAUUUGUUGAUUAAUAUGUAUAAAGAGAAUACGAAGGCAAAAGUUUGUAAAUAUUAUACUGUGAGUUGGGUUUUUGAUUGAGAAAAUUGGGAAAAUUCACGAAAGAUAUCUAGAAUAAAUUUAAUGAAAAUUUCCAGCUGAAAAUCGGUUUUUCAAAAAGUAAUUUAAUAUUUUUGCAGGGCAACAGAUCUCUCGGAAAUUGUCCUUUUGGCAACAAAUGUUUCUACAAACAUCAACUUCCUGAUGGUUCAAUUGAUCCUGGAGAAAGUCCACAUGUUCGAAGACGCCCUCAACUUGUUGAUUUUCUUUUAUCUGGAAUUGAUGAUGAUUCGGAUGAAAAUGAAGACGACUUGGAAACUAUGGAAUUACUCGAUGCAUUUGUUAGAAAUCUUCGAAAUAUGUCCUCUAAUUAAAUUAUUUUUCUUCUUAUUCUUUCAAUUGCAUAAACUGGUAGAUUUUAUUAUAGUUUGUGGACUUUUAAACUAAAUUUAAAGUUUUAAAGCUUUAAUUUCAUAUCUUAUUUGUUAACGGGUCAAAAAUGUGGAAUUCCGUGGAAAAAAUGUUUCAAAGAAAUUAGUUGCCCCUUUAAAAAAUAAAUAUAUUUCUUUCAGAAAAAUGUACAAAGUUGAAUUAGAUUCGAAAAAGGUUGUGGGCAAAUGUGUAGACGCAAUCAGGGAAAAUACCAACGCUUCACUUUGCGAUUGUCAUCAAAGUUUUCAGUCGAUUUUACGGAUAUUAGAACCAUAUUUAGGGUAAGUACAAUAAAUUUUAUCUAGGGAGCAAGAUCUGUGUGAUGGUUCUGAUUAUGUUGUCAAAAAAUUGAAAAAAAACUCCACCCACAAUCAGAAUUCCGAAACGGGCGGAGAGAUGUUAUCCCAAAGAUAACAAAUGAAAUUCUGAAUUAUUUAAUUAAAUAAAUAAUUGUUUUUUCCACGUGAAAACGGUCAUUUUUGGUUAUUUAUUAUGUCCGAAAAGGUUGUUUUUUUUCUAGCCAAAAACAUUUCUAGAGUAUUUCGAGAAGAAAAUCUUAAAAGUGAUAUGUCUAGUUCUAAAAAAUUUGAUUUUCUGGAAGCACAAAAUGAAAAAUUCAAAAACCGAACAAAACUACGAAACUCCGCAACAAUGACGCAGUUCAUUAGUUUAGUAGAGCGCGUUGUAUGUGUGUCUGAUACUCUUUUCUUUUCGUUUUUCUUGUAAUAUAUAUAUAUAUAGAGAAAGAGUCAGAGAGCGAGAGAGAGAGAGACUGCCAGCGUGGCAAUUUAUAUAUAUAUUCAGUUUGCAGUUCGGAGUGGCGUCUUUUUUGAGUUCACUGACCAUUCUUAUUCAUUUUUUAGUUUCUUCUUCUUUUUUCUCUCUCUCUCUCUCUCUGAUUUUCCGGAAGGUUUGACUGUAAGUCGCAGGGAUGCGCUAGUUUGGCUGGAAGGGUUUGUCUCUCAAAUUAGAAGCUGGAAAGCUAAUACUGUAAGUCGCAGGGAUGUGCUGGUUAUGCUGGAAAGUGGAUUUAAAGUCGCAGGAAUGCGCGUCACAGCCGGAAGGCUUUUUUUAAGUCGCAGGAAUGCGCGUCACAGCCGGAAGGCUUUUUUUAAGUCGCAGGAAUGCGCGUCACAGCCGGAAGGCUUUCUUUAAGUCGCAGGAAUGCGCGUCACUGCCGGAAGGCUUUCUUUAAGUCGCAGGAAUGCGCAUCACUGCCGGAAGGCUUUCUUUAAGUCGCAGGAAUGCGCAUCACUGCCGGAAGGCUUUCUUUAAAUCGCAGGAAUGCGAAUCACUGCCGGAAGGCUUUCUUCAAGUCGCAGGAAUGCGCGUCACUGCCGGAAGGCUUUCUUUAAGUCGCAGGAAUGCGAAUCACUGCCGGAAGGCUUUCUUCAAGUAGCCAACGGGCCUACAUUAAUUUAUUUAAAAAUAUUUUUCAUAAAAAUCCUUUUUUUUUCAGAUCAGCAGAUGGUUUCGCUGAAAUUCAAGAAAACACGUCGAACUAUGAGCCGGAUAUUAUCACAUGUUUCGAUCGACGAAUGCUAGAUUUGAUUUGCACAAAAUUAUAUGAUAUAUUUUUGGAAAAACAAGAGCUCAGUUUCUCAUCAACGGACAACGAUUCGGAUUUGAUCAAUAAUUUGGGAGCGUUUUGUGAUAUUGUUGAAAAAACUGAUCCGAGAAUUCCAUUGGAAAUAUUGUCGAGGGAUAAUUAUGAUUGGUUGAAUCAAAUGACUACGGUUUUACAGAUGGUAGGGAAUUCUUUUUUUGAGUUGGAAAAUCAUUUCAGAACUUUUGAAAAAAAAUCAGCGAAAAAUUAAAAAAGUCAAUUUUCCACGUCAAAACUCUAAUUUUUGCAGGAUCAAGAUCCCGAAGUGCGUCAAUCAAUAAUCCAAACAUUCCACACAAUUCUAACUCGUCUCGACAAAAAAGUCAUUCAUGCUCUCUGCGAUACUCAACUUCCAAUAGUUCUGGUUUCAAUGACAUCUUCCAGCGAAGCUCAAUCGAAAAUCUUUGGACAUGCUUUGAAAGUGCUGACUCUACUCUACAGCACCGAUAUCCUUCCACCUCUAAGUCAUCUGGAUUAUUUGAACACUUCCUAUUUUAGCAGAUUGUAUAGUGUUCAUUUGGUUUCGUCGGAAGAUGUUUUGAAUUUAGGUAGGGUUUAAAAAGGGAUUUUUGAGUCCAAACAAGGUUCCGGACAGCCUGAAAAUUCGAAAAUUGACGAUUUUUCAUUUGUGUUUAGGCCAUAAAUACGAGGCCAACAAAAAUGGGAAAUUUUAUAAAGUUUCUCGAUGGUCUUGUUUGAACUCAAAAAACCUAAAUUUGUUUUGAUACUUUCCUAGAUAAUUAACCUGAUUUCAGCCUCGAAUUUAUAUCAUUUAUUAAAAAAUGCUGAUUUAUCGAUUGAUUGUUUGAUUGAACCAUUCGUUAGAGAAUCAUACGGUUGUUCGCAAUAUGCCAUUUUUAUGAUUGCUUCGCUGAAUCGAAUUUGCACAGUGAAACGAUUGAAAUAUAUUCAAGAAAUUAUUCGACUCGGAAAAGAUGUUUUGGAGAUUUUAUUUUAUGUCACCGAUUUGAGAGUUUUGACACAUAUUUUGGCGCGAGAAAUGAUCAAUAGUUCGGAUGAUCAGGUUGGUUACAAAUAUCACUAUGUUUAGCUGAAAGUUCAUGUGGCAAUGAUAUUGGCGCACAUUUUUCCACGUGGAUUUGUUAGCAGUGAAUUUCAAAUCUCCCUCUUACUUAGAAAAUGUUUCCUUCUUCAUUUUAAUUCGAAAUGUAAAGUUUUUCUGAAAAUUAAGAGUUCAGAAAUUCAACCUAAAAAGCCACCAAAAUUCGCAAUUUUAUGCACCGAAUUUUUGGCCACGUAGAUUUUUCAGUAUUCAGUACUUCAAGUGUUAUCAAACUUUUGUUUCCAAAUGAAAAAAAAAACGGUGCAAAAAUUCAGGAAUUUAAUUCAGGAACUUAAAAAAAUGUUUCUCUCUAAAAUCCCACGAGGCUAAAAUUGUCGCGAAAAUUCAUAUGUUCAAUUUUAUGAACUAAAAUCCAGCGUCAAGCUCAUAUAACAUUUUGGGCAGAAAAUUUACAAUUUUCAAUUUCAGAACUAAUUUUUUGCCUGUGGAUAUUUUGAACGCGCGCAAAUUCAAGUUGCGUUUCGAAAUUGUUGCUUCUGAAAAUCCACUUCGCAAUAAAUUACCGCGAAAAAUUAAUUUUUAAUUGUUAGCAAUAAUAUUCAGAGCUAGUUUUUAAAAUUUUAGUGUUCGAGCUCGAAAUCCACUUCGAAAACAUUUUGCAAUUUUUUUCAGAUCCGAAAACUAUGCAAUUCGAUGCUUCUCUCACUCAUAAAUGAAUGCCAAAUUCCGACAGAUGAGGAAAUUAGUCAAGCGCUUACGGAAUAUAAUUAA